Messenger RNA from Monopterus albus (swamp eel), 951 nucleotides. RefSeq names its product olfactory receptor 11A1-like. Bases 1 to 951 code for a protein of 316 amino acids. NCBI's taxonomy places the organism in Eukaryota, Metazoa, Chordata, Actinopteri, Synbranchiformes, Synbranchidae. The record is from RefSeq and is a predicted model, not a curated record. Gene Ontology annotation, biological process: detection of chemical stimulus involved in sensory perception of smell; G protein-coupled receptor signaling pathway. Gene Ontology annotation, cellular component: membrane. Gene Ontology annotation, molecular function: odorant binding; G protein-coupled receptor activity; olfactory receptor activity. The transcript has a single exon.
AUGAACUCCACACAGGUUUCAUAUUUCACAAUGGCUAUCUACUUUAAAACUGGGGUUUUAAAAUAUUUAUAUUUCAUAAUUAUUAUUUCUUUGUAUGUUUUAAUCAUUAGUGCUAAUCUAUUGCUCAUUGUUAUUAUCUGUGUGAACAGAAGUUUACAUGAACCUAUGUACAUGUUUCUGUGCAGCCUGUUUGUCAAUGAACUGUAUGGUAGUACAGGGUUGUUUCCAUUCCUCCUGGUUCAGAUCCUCUCUGACAUUCACACUGUUUCUGUUCACUUUUGUUUCCUGCAGCUUUUUUGUGUACAAUCUUAUGUGUGCACAGAGUUUUCAAACUUAGCCAUAAUGUCCUAUGACAGAUACCUUGCUAUCUGUUAUCCUCUACAAUAUAACACACGCAUGACUUUCACCAAGGUUGUCGUGCUUAUUGCAGCAGCAUGGUUAUACUCUUUUCUUAUCAUUGUUACAAUGAUAUCAUUGAAUGCUCCUUUACAGCUGUGUGGAAACAUAAUUAACAAGGUUUACUGUGACAACUACUCCAUUAUCAAAUUGGCCUGCUCUGACACCAGUGUAAAUAACAUCUAUGGACUUAUGGCAGCUUUUCUCACAGUGUUUGGUCCUUCCAUUUUAAUCCUUUACACGUACAUCAGGAUCCUUAGAGUCUGUUUCUCUGGCUCUAAAGAGACCAGACAGAAAGCUGUCAGUACCUGCACACCUCACCUUGUUACUCUGCUGAACUAUUCUUUUGGAGUUUGCUUUGAAGUAAUACAAAAGAGGUUUAAUAUGAGUAGUGUACCAAACAUGUUUUACAUUUUUUUAUCAUUGUACUUCCUGACAUGUCCGCCGCUCUUUAAUCCUGUAAUUUACGGACUCAAAAUGUCCAAAAUCAACAUCAUAUGUAAAAGUCUAUUUAUUACCUUCUGUUGUAAAGUGCAGAUCAUCCAAAAGGUCUGA